Sphenostylis stenocarpa is the source of this 210-nucleotide messenger RNA. The record is from the annotation of a GenBank genome assembly. Lineage: Eukaryota; Viridiplantae; Streptophyta; Magnoliopsida; Fabales; Fabaceae.
AUGGGACCCGUUCCGCUUUCAGUUUCGGGUGCGGAAUCGAGGUUCAAUUCAACAAUUUGUCGCUUGAACUCUCUUCUCUUGAGCCGAAACAGCGUCCCAAAUCAAAAGCUACAAGUACAAAUUCAUGAAUAUGAAAUAAGUUCCUACACUCACGUGAAGGAAUGUCAACAGAACAAAUACAAUUGCAGUAAAAUGUUAGCUAUAAAAUAA